Messenger RNA from Durusdinium trenchii, 1733 nucleotides. The record is from the annotation of a GenBank genome assembly. NCBI's taxonomy places the organism in Eukaryota, Dinophyceae, Suessiales, Symbiodiniaceae.
CCCUCCGCCGCGGACACGUGACGCCGCCACUGACGAUACCAACGCAUGCCGCCACCGACGCCAUGGCAUGACGCAUCGCUCGCCGAGUGACGAAGCGUCGCUGGAGCAGCCGAUUGCCAGUCACCGGAUGCGCGAGCGAUGUCGGCCUUACCGGAUGUACAUAGCCUUUUGGAUCCUGGGCCUGCUGAACAAUUUUCUUUGGGUGACCAUGAAUGCUGGGGCCAACAGCAUCAACAAGGCGGGCAUCGGGAUGGUCUACUUGGCCAACGUGGUGCCCUCACUGACGAUGAAGCUCACUGGGCCGUACUGGUUCCAUUUCGUAAGCUACAGGGUGCGGAUGGUUUGGAUGGCCCUGCUCAUGGUACUGAGCUUGGGAACAGUAGCCUGGGGCGAGAGCCCGCAACUUGGAUCGGGAGAGGUGGCCUUCUGCUCGGUGGCCUGUGGCAUGGGUGAGGCCUCACUCCUGGCCAUGGCCAGCUUCUACGAUGCACAGGUGUGCUUGUCUGCUUGGUCCUCCGGCACUGGCUUCAGUGGCAUCGCGGGCUAUUUGUGGUCAUUGACCUUUGAUGGCUUGGACAUUUGUUUCCAGGUGCAGCUGAUGGUGGCGCUUUGGAUCCCGGUGGCCUGGCUCUUCACCUUCUUCGUGCUUUUGGGUGUCCCCUGGAUCGACAAGGAACGGGUGACUCUGGAUCACGUGACAGAAGAGGAGAUCGAGGAUCUCUCCCACGAGACCUCGGAGAGUUCCAACGACUCGGACACCACCUGCCAUAGCGCCUCAGAAGUGGCCACUUCAAAGCUCACCGUGAAGGAACGUUUCUUCUUCAUCCUGGGCCUUUGGCCUUACACUGUACCGCUGCUCUUUGUCUACGUCUCCGAGUAUGCGAUCCAAAGCGGUCUCUGGGCGGCGAUGGGCUUUCCAGUCACGGACCCCGUGAGCCGCCGCAGCUGGUACAAGUGGUCCAACUUCACCUAUCAAGUUGGCGUUUUCAUCUCCAGGACCUUCUUCAUCCUCAUUUGCCGGAGUCGGUCGGUCCUGUGGUCCGGUGGCCUUUUGCAGAUCUUGAUGGCAAUCUUCUUCACCUUCGCCGCGGUGCAUCCCUUCGGUGGCUGGUGGUUACUGGCACCCUCGCUCUUCGUGGGCUUCCUGGGCGGCGGAGUCUAUGUGGGAGCCUUCUCUCUCAUCGCCAAGGAGCAGAACUCCGCCUAUGUAGAGUUAGCCUUGUGUUCCGCCUCCGUGGCCGACACCAUCGGCAUGAUCUUCGCCAACAUCUUGGGGCUCAUUGCGCAAGGAUGCAUCUUCGGGAUGAUGCGGGUGCUGGACACUAAGCCGGACUUCACCUGUGGCUUUGACAUUUGGGAUAACUUCAACCGCACCAGCCAUCCACCAGUCUAUGCCACGCACUGCUUCCCUGGAGUACAAGGUUGACAAGUGCCCAGCAGCCGUGGCGCGAACCCGCACCUGCAAUCGCGAGUGAGCUUCGCUCGACUGAGUCGUCCGGAGAAGCUACACGCCACGUGCUUCAGAGCAAGUGAGGGAUCCGGACCGCAAGAGAGCGCCAAAAUGGUGAAUGAAAGACGAGCAGUGACAAGUGUUUUGGAUACUCGUUGUGCAUACACGUGCAUCUCCUCCAACAACGAUUUUGAAUUGGACGCCGUUCUUAUCCAUUUGAGGACUUCUCUAUUGUCUAUUAUUCAUCAAGUAAAACUAUUUGUAUGUUCAUAUUGACUCCAAC